This is a messenger RNA of Entrophospora sp. SA101, 735 nucleotides long. The record is from the annotation of a GenBank genome assembly. NCBI's taxonomy places the organism in Eukaryota, Fungi, Glomeromycota, Glomeromycetes, Entrophosporales, Entrophosporaceae.
AUGACAGGCUUAUCAGAGACAAUAGUUGAUAUACUUACAAUAUUGAAUAUUGACGUUGCACAACGCAAGAGCAUAGUUUCGACUGUUUCGCCAAUAAGACAACUUAAUCAUAGUUUAAGACGUCGUAGUCAUCAUCACCGUCAUAAGUCACGCACAAAUUCUCACACAAGAACAGGUGCAAGUGCAAUAUUUCUUAGAGAUAUUGAAGAAGGAAUUUUCAAUCAUAGUGCAGGAUUUAUUGAUGGAAGAAUUGAUAUUACAAGUCGUAAACAAUUCCUUGAAACACGUAUUCAUAAUCCACCGUAUCCGUGGUUACUUGUUUCACAUAGAAAAUUAUCAACUGAAAUAGCAAAUUCUCGUAAAAGAUUAGGAAUACUGAGAUAUGAUUUAUUAUUAACAUUCCAAAUGGUAAAUACCAUCGAUAAGAAAUUAUUAGAAAUAGAAUACGUCAAUUGGUUGUUAGACGAAAGAGCCAAAUGUAACAAAGCAAAAUGGAUGUUAAUAAAAGAUGAAAUGUUUUUCGAUGAUCUUCAAUCACCAAAAGGAGAGGCGGAAUCUAGAAGUAACAAUAAUGGUGAUAGUGAAGAUGUUAAUGUGGAUGAUGCAACAACAACGAGAACAAACAAAGAUGAUUCAUAUUAUAGAUUAAGAAGAUUCAAAUAUGAAAAUGAAUUCAAAUCGGUUAUGAGAUAUUGUUAUGAUGUCAGAAAACAAAUCGAAGGAUUUUCUAGAUAA